Messenger RNA from Thermothielavioides terrestris NRRL 8126, 1167 nucleotides. RefSeq lists its product as uncharacterized. Gene Ontology annotation, cellular component: cytosol; nucleolar ribonuclease P complex; ribonuclease MRP complex. Lineage: Eukaryota; Fungi; Ascomycota; Sordariomycetes; Sordariales; Chaetomiaceae. Gene Ontology annotation, molecular function: ribonuclease MRP activity. The coding region runs from base 353 to 1081 and encodes 242 amino acids. Gene Ontology annotation, biological process: rRNA processing; nuclear-transcribed mRNA catabolic process, RNase MRP-dependent; tRNA processing. The transcript has a single exon. The record is from RefSeq and is a predicted model, not a curated record.
CAACUUCUUCGCAGUUGUAGCGUACGUACACUACAGAUCUGGCAGUGGGGCAAACAGCAGGAAGGGCUCAGAUACGAACAGAAGAAGCAGCUACAUCACUGUGUAGAACCUCGACGAUCUCGAGAGACAGCGCUGGAAUCUGUUCGCGAACUGGUUCAUUGUUGCGACGGGGCGUGCUCCGGGCCUGGUCACAAAUGGAGCGCAAGAAAAUUGUGCACACGCUGGACACUCCCUAUUCCGCCGUUGAGUGGUCAGUCAGCAAUGCAAUCGACGUCCCCAUAACCCACGGUCGCGUGUUCCCGGCGCUCCGUCCGCGAAGCUAACCCUUCGAGAAGGCCGCACGUCUGCCAGGAUGACCAGGACACCAUCGUCGAGCUCCUCUGCCAGUAAGUUCAUUGUUUGUUCCGGUCCGGCUGCAGCUGACGACCUACCCGCGCGCAGUCUCCUGGCUCCCCUAGGAGCGCAUCGAAGGUCUUUCAUUCCGGCUUCCAAGGGAAAGAGGAAACGCUCCAAGCGGGCUCAAAACCGGGAGACGCCGGCAGCGGCUGCUCCAGCAAACCCAGCCCCUCCCGUGCCGGAACUGUCCGCCUAUGUCGAUGUCGGACUCGCCAAGAUCUCUCGCACUUUGCAAGCCAUGUCUCCCAGCAGAGACGAGCCGGGUCUAUUGCAACAGGAGGGAUCAUCUGCCAAACAAGAGGAGCCGACCUCCAGACCGGACGACAGACCGUACAGUGUCGUGUUCGCGGCUCGCUCGGGCCGAUCUUCAGCCUUUCACUGCCAUUUCCCGCAGAUGGUCGCGCUCGCCGCUCGGUCACAGAAGGCGGACGACGCUGUCAGGCUGGUCGGUUUAUCGAAGGCGUGCGAGGACCGGUUGAGCGCCGCACUGGGGAUUCCGCGAGUCUCCAGCAUCGCCCUGCGGGAAGGUGCCCCGCAAGCCAAGGGUCUCGUUGAUUUCGUGCGUGAGCACGUCGCCCCGGUCAAGGUCCCUUGGCUGGAGGAGGCUCAGGCCGCGCAGUUCCUCGAGACGCGAAUCGAUCCCGUUCCGACCAAGAUCGGGUCCAAGAAGCCGAGGUUGUCAUGACCGCCGACGAGCGUGCUCAUGUUGGCUCAGUACCGGGCGUCCGAUGCCACCGGUAGCAGGGCUUGCGAGCUCUAGCAGUGCUAUGC